AUGGUACAAAGAUGAUUAUAUUCAACAAAUGCAAAAGAUAUUGCAGUAUUAUAUUUUAUGUUAGCUAUUUUUAGUGGUAUGGCAGGAACAGCAAUGUCUUUAAUCAUUAGAUUAGAAUUAGCUGCACCUGGUUCACAAUAUUUACAUGGUAAUUCACAAUUAUUUAAUGUUUUAGUAGUUGGUCAUGCUGUAUUAAUGAUUUUCUUCUUAGUAAUGCCUGCUUUAAUUGGAGGUUUUGGUAACUAUUUAUUACCAUUAAUAAUUGGAGCUACAGAUACAGCAUUUCCAAGAAUUAAUAACAUUGCUUUUUGAGUAUUACCUAUGGGGUUAGUAUGUUUAGUUACAUCAACUUUAGUAGAAUCAGGUGCUGGUACAGGGUGAACUGUCUAUCCACCAUUAUCAUCUAUUCAGGCACAUUCAGGACCUAGUGUAGAUUUAGCAAUUUUUGCAUUACAUUUAACAUCAAUUUCAUCAUUAUUAGGUGCUAUUAAUUUCAUUGUAACAACAUUAAAUAUGAGAACAAAUGGUAUGACAAUGCAUAAAUUACCAUUAUUUGUAUGAUCAAUUUUCAUUACAGCGUUCUUAUUAUUAUUAUCAUUACCUGUAUUAUCUGCUGGUAUUACAAUGUUAUUAUUAGAUAGAAACUUCAAUACUUCAUUCUUUGAAGUAUCAGGAGGUGGUGACCCAAUCUUAUACGAGCAUUUAUUUUGAUUCUUUGGUCACCCUGAAGUAUAUAUUUUAAUUAUUCCUGGAUUUGGUAUUAUUUCACAUGUAGUAUCAACAUAUUCUAAAAAACCUGUAUUUGGUGAAAUUUCAAUGGUAUAUGCUAUGGCUUCAAUUGGAUUAUUAGGAUUCUUAGUAUGAUCACAUCAUAUGUAUAUUGUAGGAUUAGAUGCAGAUCUUAGAGCAUAUUUCCUAUCUGCACUAAUGAUUAUUGCAAUUCCAACAGGAAUUAAAAUUUUCUCAUGAUUAAUAAAUCCCUUUAGCAAGGAUAAAAAUAAAAAUAAAAAUAAAAAGUUGAUCAGAAAUUAUCAAAAAAUAAAUAAUAAUAAUAUAAUAAAAACAUAUUUAAAUAAUAAUAAUAUAAUUAUAAUAAAUAUAUAUAAAGGUAAUUUAUAUGAUAUUUAUCCAAGAUCAAAUAGAAAUUAUAUUCAACCAAAUAAUAUUAAUAAAGAAUUAGUAGUAUAUGGUUAUAAUUUAGAAUCUUGUGUUGGUAUACCUCUAUAUACUAAUAUUGUAAAACAUAUAGUAGGUAUUCCUAAUAAUAUUUUAUAUAUUAUAACAGGUAUUUUAUUAACAGAUGGUUGAAUUGAUUAUCUAUCUAAAAAAGAUUUAGAUAAAAAAACAAUUAUAGAAAUUAAUUGUAGAUUUAGAUUAAAACAAUCAAUAAUUCAUAGUGAAUAUUUAAUAUAUGUAUUUAUAUUAUUAUCACAUUAUUGUAUAAGUUAUCCUAAAAUAAAAAUUGCUAAAGUUAAAGGUAAAUCAUAUAAUCAAUUAGAAUUUUAUACUAGAUCAUUACCAUGUUUUACUAUUUUAAGAUAUAUAUUUUAUAAUGGUAGAGUAAAAAUUGUACCUAAUAAUUUAUAUGAUUUAUUAAAUUAUGAAUCUUUAGCUCAUAUAAUUAUAUGUGAUGGUUCAUUUGUAAAAGGUGGAGGUUUAUAUUUAAAUUUACAAUCUUUUCUAACUAAAGAAUUAAUUUUUAUUAUAAAUAUUUUAAAAAUUAAAUUUAAUUUAAAUUGUCUAUUACAUAAAUCUAGAAAUAAAUAUCUUAUUUAUAUAAGAGUAGAAUCUGUUAAAAGAUUAUUUCCUAUAAUUUAUAAAUAUAUUUUACCUUCUAUAAGAUAUAAAUUUGAUAUUAUAUUAUGACAAAAAAAAUAUAAUAUGAUUAAUUAA
Saccharomyces cerevisiae S288C is the source of this 1893-nucleotide messenger RNA. The record is from the annotation of a RefSeq genome assembly. Lineage: Eukaryota; Fungi; Ascomycota; Saccharomycetes; Saccharomycetales; Saccharomycetaceae.